Homalodisca vitripennis (glassy-winged sharpshooter) is the source of this 1719-nucleotide messenger RNA. RefSeq names its product splicing factor U2AF 50 kDa subunit (gene U2af50). The record is from RefSeq and is a predicted model, not a curated record. The transcript has 10 exons. Bases 137 to 1510 code for a protein of 457 amino acids. Gene Ontology annotation, biological process: mRNA processing. Gene Ontology annotation, cellular component: U2-type prespliceosome; commitment complex; U2AF complex. Gene Ontology annotation, molecular function: poly-pyrimidine tract binding; pre-mRNA 3'-splice site binding. NCBI's taxonomy places the organism in Eukaryota, Metazoa, Arthropoda, Insecta, Hemiptera, Cicadellidae.
CUCUCCUCCAACGCCAGCUUGAGUCUCGUUUCGUCUCCUCUCGUUUCCAGUCUCCGCCAUCUUUGAAUUUGCGUUACAAGUAUUGUCAAUUCCAUUUCGUUGCAUUUAUUCGAAGAAAACUUUAUUUUGUGUGGGUAUGGGCGAAGAGAAUAAUAAAAACGACCAUGACUCCAAAGAUCGGGAUCGAGAUAGAGACCGUGACCGAGAUAAGGAUAAGGAAAGGGACCGGGAUAAGGAUCGCAGGCACCGCUCAAGGUCCAGAGAUCGUAGGAAACGAACCAGGUCCCGCAGCAGGGAUAAACGGUCGCGGUCUCGUAGUCGGGAUAAGCAUAGGAAACGUUCUAGGUCAGCCUCCAGGGACAAGAAACCCCCUAAGUCUCGCAGAAGGAAGGCAUCACUCUACUGGGAUGUCCCUCCUCCAGGCUUUGAGCACAUUUCCCCACUUCAGUACAAAGCUAUGCAAGCUGCAGGACAAAUUCCAGCCAACAUAGUGGCCGACACCCCACAAGCCGCUGUGCCAGUCGUCGGAUCCACUAUCACUCGCCAAGCACGCCGUCUUUAUGUUGGCAACAUACCAUUUGGCGUCACUGAGGAUGAGAUGAUGGAGUUUUUCAACCAACAAAUGCACCUCUCCGGCCUGGCUCAAGCAGCGGGCAACCCUGUUCUUGCAUGUCAAAUUAACUUGGACAAGAAUUUUGCGUUUUUAGAGUUCCGGUCCAUUGAUGAGACGACACAAGCCAUGGCUUUUGAUGGAAUCAACUUCAAGGGCCAAAGUCUGAAGAUCAGAAGACCACACGACUAUCAACCUACGCCUGGCAUCUCCGACAGUGCUGCCGUCAAUGUUCCAGCUGGUGUUAUCAGCACAGUGGUCCCAGACUCUCCACACAAGAUCUUUAUCGGAGGUUUGCCCAACUAUUUGAAUGAGGAUCAGGUGAAGGAGCUUCUUAUGUCAUUUGGAUGUCUUCGAGCCUUCAAUCUUGUGAAGGACUCAGCAACUGGACUCAGCAAGGGCUAUGCAUUCUGCGAAUAUUAUGAUGUCAUUAUGACCGAUCAGGCAAUAGCUGGAUUGAAUGGAAUGCAGUUGGGAGACAAGAAACUGAUAGUACAGCGAGCCAGUGUUGGGGCCAAGAAUGCAGUGCUGGGACAACAGCUACCAGUUACUAUACAGGUGCCAGGUCUCAACCUUGUAGGCACUUCCGGUCCAGCCACUGAGGUGCUGUGUCUGUUGAACAUGGUUACCCCUGAAGAGCUGAAAGACGAGGAGGAGUAUGAAGACAUCUUAGAAGAUAUCAGGGAGGAGUGCAACAAAUAUGGAAUAGUGCGCUCAUUAGAGAUUCCCCGGCCAAUAGAAGGCGUAGACGUCCCUGGCUGUGGCAAGGUAUUUGUGGAAUUCAACUCUAUAGUGGACUGUCAGAAAGCCCAGCAGUCCCUGACUGGCAGGAAGUUCAACAACAGAGUCGUCGUCACAUCGUACUUCGACCCGGACAAAUAUCACCGUCGAGAGUUCUAAUCAUUCAAGGCAGAAGGUCUCCCAGUUGUGGCCAAACUGAGAUUUUCAGUUUUAAAACAAUAUCACUGUUGUAUAUAAUUUUAAUUAAUAGAUCUUCAGUUAGUAGUUAUCUCAGUGUAGUUCAGAUUUUAUAUUAUAAAAGCAGAUCAAAUAAGACGACUAUGUGGAUUCAGAGUUGUAUCAUCUGAAAAUAAAUUGACUGUAAAAUA